This is a messenger RNA of Neohortaea acidophila, 834 nucleotides long. RefSeq names its product ketopantoate hydroxymethyltransferase. The transcript has a single exon. Lineage: Eukaryota; Fungi; Ascomycota; Dothideomycetes; Mycosphaerellales; Teratosphaeriaceae. Gene Ontology annotation, cellular component: mitochondrion. The record is from RefSeq and is a predicted model, not a curated record. Gene Ontology annotation, molecular function: magnesium ion binding; 3-methyl-2-oxobutanoate hydroxymethyltransferase activity. Bases 1 to 834 code for a protein of 277 amino acids. Gene Ontology annotation, biological process: pantothenate biosynthetic process.
AUGGCCAUGCACCGGCGGCAAGAGCCCAUCACCAUGCUCACGGCGCAUGACUUCCCCAGCGCACAUGUUGCCGACAGGACUGGAAUGGACAUGAUCCUCGUCGGGGAUAGUCUGGCCAUGGUCGCCCUCGGGAUGGAGGACACGAGCGAAGUGCAGCUCGACGACAUGAUCCUGCACUGCCGCAGCGUCGCCCGAGGCUCCAAAUCCGCUUUUCUGGUUGGUGACCUUCCCAUGGGCUCUUACGAGCUUUCGCCCGAGCAGGGUCUUGCGUCGUCCAUCCGCCUUGUGAAAGAAGGCCGCAUGCACGCCGUCAAGCUGGAAGGAGGCGCAGAGAUGGCACCUACCAUUGCCAAGAUCACCACCGCUGGCAUCUCCGUUCUCGCCCACAUCGGCCUCACGCCACAACGACAAAAUGCUCUCGGCGGGUUCCGCGUCCAGGGCAAGUCCACGUCCGGCGCCAUCAAGCUUCUUCAAGACGCCCAGGCCGUACAGCAAGCCGGAGCCUUUGGAGUCGUCCUCGAAGCUGUGCCUGCGGACGUUGCAACACUAAUCACCAAGAAACUGCGGAUCCCUACCAUCGGCAUUGGUGCGGGCAACGGAUGCUCAGGGCAAGUGCUCGUCCAGGUCGACAUGUUGGGUAACUUCCCCCCCGGCAGAUUCUUACCCAAGUUUGUGAGGAAGUAUGGAGAUGUCUGGAGCGAGACGUCCCGUGCGAUUGAGGCCUAUCGGAAAGACGUGAAGGAACGGAGCUACCCUGCUCCCGAGCAUACAUAUCCCAUGCCUCGGGAGGAGUUCGAGGAAUUCGAGCGCCUUGCGCAUCGUGACCAUCCGUGA